Molecule: messenger RNA, 9055 nt
Organism: Bombus terrestris (buff-tailed bumblebee)
Lineage: Eukaryota; Metazoa; Arthropoda; Insecta; Hymenoptera; Apidae
Product: neurotrimin
Exons: 5
Coding region: 677-1591 (304 amino acids)
Biological process (GO): synapse organization
Cellular component (GO): neuron projection membrane
Source: RefSeq, a predicted model, not a curated record
GAGUAGAGGAGAAAGAGCACGCCUGCGCGGAAUCCCCGGGCGGGCGCGGGCAGUGCCACUGGAGGCCCGGCGGUUUCAGAGCUUCGCCCGGGACGACGAACCGCAGACGACCCGUACGCAAAACUCGGUCGUAGUUAGCCGUGUUUGAAGGAUCGGUCGGAAAAGGGGCCAUAUCACGCGACGACGUAUAAGCCCCCGUAGUGACAGCCUCGCGUAUACGACGUCGCGUUUCGGUUGUCCGCCGUCGAGAGGAAACGUGCUACAACCUUUGAACACACACGUUGAGGAAAACGUACCACAUCGCCUCGAGCAAACACGACACGGUGUAUAAAGAGGUACAUCGUUCAGGAUUGGCGUGCCUAAUCGACGACUAAUUGGGAGAUAAUAUGUGAUUAGUGCGACACCGAUACCACGGUGGUGUAUCCGUAUAAGAGGCAUUGUGCGUGACAAACGAAAGAGAAAAAAAAACGUCGAGGGUGAUAAAGAAUCGUACUAUGCACGAGGUCUGGUAGCAUCGAGUCAAGGAGGAUGAACAGAGUGAUGACGGAGGGUUAGGAGUGAGAGGGUACACCGAUCUUUGGUGUGCUGGUUGUUUUGAGAUGUCAGUGGACCCGUCGAAGGCAACUGCGUCGUCGUUCUCGUCGUCGUCGUCGUCGUCGUCACUGUCUUCGUCAUCAUGAGGAGAUCCUCUUACGUGAAUUACUACGUCCUGUGCCUCAUGUGCUGGAUUCUCCUAGGCAUCACCGGGGUGAGCACAAGAUCCCAUUCGUUAGUGAAGAGGUUCGACGGGAUUUACACGGGGCCGUACUUCGAUUCAAACACCCCCACGAACAUCACGGCUCAACUGGGAAGUCAUGCUUACUUGCCGUGCAAAGUGCGUCAGCUUGGUAAUAAAUCGGUAUCGUGGAUCAGAAGAAGGGACUCGCAUAUCCUCUCGGUAGAUAGAACAAUGUUUAUCCCGGACGAAAGGUUCCAGGCGCUUUUCGUAGACGCGUCGGACACCUGGACCCUGCAGGUUAAGUACGUGCAGGCACGUGACGAAGGCGAGUACGAGUGCCAAAUCUCGACCGAUCCGAAGAAGAGUCACAUCAUCAAGCUCAACAUCGUCGUGCCAAAGAUCGAAAUCAUAGGCGAUCGUGACAUGUACGUCAAGACCGGAAGCACAGUUGCCAUACGGUGCGUGAUCAAGCAGUCCCUUGAGGGUCCUUUCUACGUUUUCUGGUACCACGAGGGUGAUCGCGUUCUGGAUUACCAAUUAAACAAAAUCGACAUCCAGACGAAGAGAAUCGAUCACGACACGGUCAGCAGUCUCGUGAUCCAUAAAGCGAGGCGGGAAGACUCGGGCAAUUACACCUGCAGUCCGAGUAGUUUGGACAGCGCGAGCGUGCAGCUUCACGUGUUAAAUGGCGAGCAUCCUGCCGCGAUUCAAAGAGGGAUCAGCUCGGCACCGGGUGGCUGUCCGACGCUAUGGUGGCUGGCAGGCGUCGUGACGCUGUAUUCGAGUCACGGCAGUCGCCUAUUCGUCCUCGCUCUUUUGAUCCUCAUGGUCCUUUAUUCGAAGAAUCCAUCUUACUUCGCGCCGGAACGAUAAUCAGAAACGAUAUGAGAGGACUAUGUCGAAAAAUGAUCGAUUAUCUCCUGCUACGAGACCUGGAAGGCGCCUCGAGGAACGUUCCAGCGACAAGAGACGAGAGAAAGUGUACGUGCGAGGCUUCUUCGGAAAGACUUCGUGACCCGAUGAACGAUGGAAGGAGAAAAGUUGGUCGAAGCACGCGAGCAACCGCGAGAAGAGAACCACGACGAGAAAAUAGCACAAACGAUUCGACGUAAUAACCUACGUCAUUUUGGCAAGCUGCUGUAUCGUUUUACUUUCGAAGAGACAUGGAAGCCAAAGGAGAUCUUAAAAUUCUCAGUCAGCUAGUAAAAUAGUCGAUUUUUAUCGUCGUUCGCACAUAACUGACAGGUUUCCUUUCUCUAAGCGAUUAACCAACAAAUGAUCGUACAGCGAAAACUACUGUGUUUCGAGGGAGAAAUCUUCACAACGAAGGAUCGAGUCCGCUUUCCGAACGACUCGAUCGUGAUCACGGUCGUGCGCGAUCGAGGCAUCCGUGAACGUGACAAUCGUCGAUCACGGGUGUCCCAACGAUGAUUUUACUCUGUGUACGAGGGAAGCUCGAAGGUGUAAGGGCGAGAAGGAACGCGUUUAGCAUGUCGAGAUAGUAUGAUCCGGCCGUUAGCAAUUAGAGGUUAAUUAAUCUCGGGGGAGUACCCGUGAAUUCGACGCGAGUUCGUCACGCGGUCGAAAAGUGGUUACUUGGUCGCGGUAGGAAAACGAACGACACGAAGCUUGCGAAUUACCCUUCCUCUCCUUCAAAAGCGGGACGAGAAGACGAAUUUUUUAUAGGAAUUAUAUAUAAAUACACGAUCUUCCAAGUAUUUCAAACACGCGCGAUAUAGAAACCUUUUAUACCCUCAAGUUUUACGCAACUCUAUAGUUCUAAACAAUCAUUCUAACUAAUCGCUAAACAUCAUACGUGAUCAUUGUACAUAUUUGCCUAAACGAAAUGCCAUCGUGAGAAUGGAUCGUGUAAAACCCCCCUGUAGCUGAAAAUAAACGACGACUAAGACGUAAGUUUGAGAGACGAGUUUCACCCUUCUUAUUCAUUAUCCGUCAUUGUCAGAGGUGUUUCGCGAUCUUCGUGUCAUUCUCGCGGGAAGCCAAACAGUAACGAAGUCUUCGUGAUCGAUCGCGAGAUUCUGUCGGGAGGGUUUCGUAGUUUCUUUCACAUCGAGAUUAACUCGACGACGAACGAGUGUGACUUUGCCAGAAAUAAAAGGGAAAUGAGGUUGGAUAUAGAUCGACGGGAUGGGGUUGGGAGAAAGGGGGAGGGACGGUAACAAAAAAGUAAAAUACGCGCAAGGUAAUCGUAGAAUCCCGACAGAGAACUUCGUCCGCGCCGCUCGAUAGAAUUGAAACUUGUUCGAUGAAAUUUUUAAAAGCGAUGUGAUUAAUUAUAUUCGACUAGAGAGACGAUUAGCGAAAUGUGUCUAUACUCGACCGUGUACCGCAUGCACUCGGGAUCGUCUCGAGAGAAAGAGAUGCAUCUCGACGAUCGUCUCCGAUAGACGGUCCGUCGAAAUCGUCCGACAGCAUGAGGUACGAAUAAUUUCCUCGUUUUUCCUAAUCCUUUUUCUAAGCUACGAGGAUGUUUCACGGCCAUUCUAUACAUCGAACAAGAAGCGUAAUUAAUAAGAAUAUGGAAGCUCCUCUAUGUAUCUCGAAACGCAAUAGAGUAACGUUACGAUUGCCAAUUAUCAGUCGAAAUUAAAUGAGAUUUGCAGAAGCUGAAAAAUGAUAAAGAAUUGCAGUAUUAGAAUUUUUGAAGUGUAAUUACGCUUGUUUAUUUAUCUCUCAAGUCGAUGUCGAUUCUUCGAAAGAUCAAACGAAUAGGAAUUGUUUAAUUUUAAAAACUGCUUGUGAUUCUAUAUCGUAACUUUAUAUGUAUUUUACUUAAACACGUAAAGUUAAGAUCAUUUUCACUAAUUGAGAAGAACCCAUUAAUUGAAUUAAGAAGCCAUUUAUAUCAUACAACGAGAUCGACUCUUCUUUCUCAUAGUUCCUGAAUAUUUUUACACGAACCUAAAAUCGUUUGAUGUUUGAUGACUGAAAAGGUAACUCUUGUCCUUGUUAUAUUUAUCGAUUCCACGACGAAAAAUAUCACUGCCUGAAUUAUUCAAAAGUGUUCUAUUUCAAAAUACGUUCAGCGAGAUUGAUUCUAUAAAUAAUAUCGCUGGCCGUUUUUCUCAAAGAAAACCGAAUAAAAAGAGAGGACGUAAAUGGAACGUACCGAUUGCUUCGAGACGAUCCACGGUGACAAAUUUUGGUACUUGAAGCGCAUUGAGUAUAAACACAAGCCAAUAAAAAAGUGUUAUAUAUCCGUGCAUGCGUGUCAAGUUUCGUAACGGAAUGGGUCGCACGAGAAAAAUAAGAUUACCAAUAAUUACUAUCGAAUAAACGCUAUCACGUAAAACGUACAUAUGCUACAUGUUCACUAUACAAGCUCCAACGCGACAUUCAAAUAUUAAAAACAGUAUAAACGAUUUCUUUCACCCUUUUUUAUUAAUUCUUAAAAUUCUUUAUAAAUAUUUGAAUCGAAGUGUUCCCAUUGUCGAUCGAUAAAUGUACCCACAAAUAUGAGAAAACUCGUAAUUUGCAUAUUCUAAUCUGCUUCGAGUGCAUAAUCCAUAAAAUACAAUUCAUACAUUAUUGAUCGAUCGAUAAUAAUGGGGAGUAAGAAGUGGAGAUCGAUACGAAAUAACGAGGAUGAUCGCUAUAACUAACAAAGACCCAGACCGUUUUCUCGUUCUGCAUGUUCGGCUGUAUAAACAUACGGACGGACAGCUUUUUGGGUCGCCUGAGGCGUCCUAUAAAUUUGCUUUCUUCUCGCAAGCAUUAGGAAAUACUGUUUUUUAUAUUAUAUAUAAAUAUAUAUAUAAAUAUAUAUACAAACGAACAGAUAGAUAUAUAUAUGUAUAUGUGUGUACGCGCGAGAAUACGUUGCACAACGGUGUUAAAAUAUUGAACAAGUUUCAGCUCGAACUAGAAAAGAGUGGCGCAAUAAAUAACACGGGGGAAAUAGCGAGAAGAUACAACGUGGGAUUAAAGUUAGAAAAAAAAAACAAAAACGUUUUAUGGGGAAUAUAAUCGGGAAUAACUGUGAAUAAUAACCGUGAAGAAAAUGAAAGAAAUCCAGGGUUUUGGGGGGAGAGAGUGAGUCGAAGAAUAGAUGGUACUGGAAAGAAGGAUAGGAGAUUAGUCGAACGAGACGAACGAUACGUUAGAAUAUCUACGAUUCAUGUGAUUGUAAAUACAUAGUAUAUAAAUAACAUAACGUUAAUUAACGAUAUGCCGUACGUGUUACAUUAAAGAAACAAACAAGAAAAAAAAAUAAAUAACGUUACUGUGUAAUUUUUCGGAUCGUAAACGCAUUCGAAUGGGUCUGGCCGCCCGUGCUAACCGGCUCGUUCAGAUCGUCUUUGAAGGCAACAGCUGAUUGUGAGAGCUACAUAGAAUUCACGAUCGAGAAUUCUCGUAAUGUUCGAUUCUCUUAAAUUACGCGGAUUUUGUAAUAGAUCGAUUGUCGCACCAUCACCAACUUCUGUUUAUUACCUCGAUCGAUAACCCUUGAACAUUUAUGUACAAUUUCCACGAACUCAUUAGAAUUUAUUGCAUAACAUGCUCAAGAGAUCCUCGAUUAAGCGAAGACGCUUGCAAAAAUAAAUAUAGUAGAACAGGAUGAAAACGAAGUGAGAAAGAAGAAAGAAAUCAACGGACGACAGUGCAGACUGCAAAAAAGGUAGAAGGAGAGGAAUAGAGGGUAGUACCGUCGCGCAUGCCUUUUCUGGCACAUCGGUGCAUCGAGCAACAAAAAAGGAGCGCAACUGUGUGCAGUAGCGUUUCUGGAUAGCACGGGCCGGCCACACGCGACUAGAUGUAACACUAAUUAACGCCUAGCGUAAGAACUAACGGAUAUAAAUGAAGGAUUAUAUUAUCUGACAUAAUAUAACCAGGUGUGAACGUACACGUGUAUAAUUGAAUUUUUCGCGGUAAUUGGUGACAGUACGUGCAUGAAAAAUUACACGCGUGUCAUAUAUGAGUGCAAAGAAACGAAUGAAAAAUUGGAAGCAAGAGAGAGCGUGUAUGUGUGUGUGUGCUUGCGUGCGCGUGUGAGUGUAUAGGUGAGUGUGUAUAUGCGACAAAAAAGGAACGAAAGGAAAUGAAAGUGAAGGAGAGAACGAGAGAAAGAGAGAAAAAAGAGCGUGAAUGGGUAAGUAAAAGAAAAAGAAAUGCAUACACACGCAAGGAGUAAAAAAAGGGUUGUUCGUUGGACUGACGCGCUAAGGCGUUGGUCGAAUGACGCACUUUAAGAUAAAAAGGGACGACCGGGAACAAUCCUUCUUGUAACGUUUCUUCCCUUUCUUCUUCCCGCGCCUCGCGAGGCCGCACGUGACGAAAGAUAAAAAGAAAGGGCUAAAGAUAGGGCUCACCUCGAGGCCACAAUUAAAGCUUGCCAGCUUCCUGCACUCUUUUUCUUCUUACAACAGCCGAGGCCUCCCCUCGCCAGGUGGAAGAAGGAAGUUGUAAUUUCCACGCUCGUCCUCGUCGCCCCUUUAUUAUAAUGUUGCUAACAAAGAGGAGACGAGAGAGAUAAAAAUGAUGAUGAUGAUGCUGGUGGUGAUUAUAUUAAUGAUGAUUUAAAUAAAAACGUUGUCUAAGGUAUACUAACGUCGUAGGCAGCAUUGAAUUUUUGUACCAUUGUCUAUAGUAGCUCUUAAGUGUCGCGAAUUUUUCUGUUCUUAAAAUGCUCGCCUUUGUAGGCUUGAGUACGUAUACAUACUUAUGUAUUCUCGGUUUUGUCGAUGGCUCGCUGGGCGGAUAUUGAUCUUCAUUCCUAGUGACGUCAAUCGAGAUUUUAAGUCGAUUAUUUGCGUCAAAUAUUUAUUCUGAAAUCAAAUUUAUAUCAGUGGUUCUUUGAUUAAAAUAUAACCUAAAUUUAAUUUAUAACAUUCUGAUAUAUUAAAUUGAAAUACGAAUUUAGGUUUUUGAUUUUUCUAAUUUAUUUCAAAUAUAUAUUUCUUUACAAUCAAGAAGAUAGAAAUGUAGACGAAAGUAUUUAUAGAGAACCACUGAUAGAUGUAUAAGCAAGAUUUAUACUGCCAAUCUAUAGUUCAUUAAUUUAAUGUUUGCUUCACAAUUCUUUCUGAAUUAUAUAAUGUUGAAGAAAGUUAGUUUUUCUUUAGAUAAAGAAUAAUUAUACUAUCUUCAUAAUCAAAAAUUAACUAUAUGUAUCAAAUCCGCCUCAGCGACAAAUACGUACCCGUUCCCGAGAGUCGCGGUACGCGAAUAUCGAAAGAUCCUUUUUCGUGUGAUGAUUGACCGUCCUGACAGUUCGUCGAUGUGCUCUUACGCGUAGAUACUCAAAGUUAGUUUUUUCGAUAGUAAGUAAUACGAGUAACAGAUGGCGAUGCGAUUCUACCGAAAAUAAAUCGGAACCAACGAGCCGAAAGUCAGUUUCGCAUGUGAAAUAAUUGCCGAUUCGAUUAUUAAAAGAAGAAAAGGAUAAACAUUAAAAAUAAUGCUAUUAGUGCGUUAUACGAUAAAAGUCGUGAUCAAUGGUGGAAACUGGAUUACCGGUAAGACAAUUUCAUAAAAAAAUAAAUUUUGUCAAAAGAAUAUUGUAUACUGAUACGGCGUGAACUAAUUCCCUGCAAAAUAGUGAAUAGGUUAUUGAUUUCGUGAAGUGAAGAGUGUGCAUGAAUGAUUAUUGUGAUUUUAACCCUCUACCGCUUAUUAUUAGUAAAAUAUGCUAUACUUGUUUGCGACGAUAUCUUGACGUCUUGUAAAUAAUUUUUAAAAUGAAACGCAAGUACGUAUUGUAGAAAACUUCUAUAUAACCAUAUAUCUAUUUGAUAUCUAACAAUGUGAUUAUAUUUUUCUUGAUUUCAUCCGUAUUAAUUUUAAUUUUCUUUCUAUCUUAACAAACCUACUUCUAUCACAAAUCUAUCAUUGCACUUAUAUGUACAUAAUCGUUUUAUUUUAUAUUCCAUUGUGUUUAUAUCUGUCGUACGUAGUAAUUGAUUCUGUAUAUAGAUGAACUGUAAAUGAGGCAAAAAAUAAUUUUAGCUGUAGAGGGUUAGAAAUAAAUAAAAGGUAUACAGUCGUCGAUCGAAACCCUCGGGACGGAGAAGAUUUUAUCAAUCCCUCAUUAUCGGCGAUAUAUUAAUAUACGACUCGUCGCGCUUUCCUUGUUACACGACUAAUAAAUAGGUAGCCAUUGAGGCUCCUGACUACUCAUUGAUAUCCGCGGUUCUUCGUUCGUCAAGAAUACACAACGAAGUUUCAACAAACUUGCAAGAUAAUAGAAUGACUUCUGUUCGAUGGAAAAAGUGAAAGAUUUAAUUUAUCAGGAGUCUCGAUCGCGGCAGGAGAAGAUCAAUCUAUCAUGAACGUGUUCAGUUUUCAGAGAAACCUCCCAUAACGAUAGUUACGUUUACAAUGCGCGACAGAUCACACGUAGCAAUGGGUCUAAUUAAUCGUUAACGCGUGCCGUUUGCCGGUUCGAACGUUCGACGAAGCUGAUGACAAUUUAAACCACACGCAACGUACAAUCGAUUUAAGAUGUAAACGAUCGAAGGAAAAAGAAGUGUAUAUCGAGGAGAUAAAAUGAUAAUCGACGGAGAGGAAAAUGAAUGAUGAAAGCGUUUGUCGAGCGCCCGAAUAAGCGAACAUCGAUUUAAAAUAAACGUAAAUAAAUUAAAUGAAAACAGAACUCGAAAAUAAAGAAAAUAAUAAAAUGUCCCUCAAAUUAAGCCUCGUCUCGCAGAUUCCCUAAUGUACACCUUGAGCGCUUUAGGAUAAAUCGGAAUAGACUUUAACGAAUCCGCGAGAUGAUGCCGAGGAAAAAACUGCGUGGAUGUACGAAGGAUGACGAGCGGGAAGUACGAACGCGUAGCUGCUAUGUGUGCGUGAAGAAAAUGAUCGGGUUGAGAGAAAGAGAGUGAGAGAGCCGGAGAGAAAGAUAAUAAAAUCAAUGUUAAACCGAUCAUUACCAAUUUACAAUUCUGAGAGACACAUCUUCGUUAUUCGCCAUUUUUCUGCAUAAGUUCAAUCUCAGUUUCAAACGUUGGACGCUGCCCUCCCGCCGGCAUAGAUCACAACUGAAUCGACCGAUGCUUGUGUGAAUUUUUUUCUUUUCUGAAGAGUUAAGAGCUAAUGAAUUAUUAGAGAUAUUCAAACAUCAGUGCGCAGGACAUUUUUAAUGCAUCGGAACGUGACCAGAAGCAAGCGUUAUCAUCAAUGGGGCAUCGUCCACACUGAAAUAUACAUUACACACGAAGUUUCAGCGUUUCCGUUUUUUCAAAAUAUCGUGACGGCAGGGACGAGGAGAACAGUCCCGUUCUAUGUGUGUAAGAACCAUAAAGCUUAAUGAAGAACAUUAUACUAUGAACUUACGGGAUACUAAAUAAAAGUAAGCCAAACCGUUAACAAUUGUAA